Molecule: messenger RNA, 2036 nt
Organism: Gekko japonicus
Lineage: Eukaryota; Metazoa; Chordata; Lepidosauria; Squamata; Gekkonidae
Product: glucosylceramidase-like
Exons: 11
Coding region: 172-1749 (525 amino acids)
Biological process (GO): glucosylceramide catabolic process
Molecular function (GO): glucosylceramidase activity
Source: RefSeq, a predicted model, not a curated record
CUUGCAGUGCGGCACACCAGGAGAUUCUAGCACAAGGUCCUGUUCCACCCAGGGAAGCAGCUGUGGGGCAAACCUUCAGAGCACGGCAGCCUGUCCUUGAGCACCAAUGGUUUUGGGAACCACAAAGGUUUGACAGCUCUCGGGAUCUGACAGUGGUGCGUGGAAGCAGAGAUGUGGGGUUCGGGUCCCGGCGUCUGGGCCUUCUUCCUUGUCCUUUGGAUGGUAGGAAAUACGACAGCCAGCCGGCCUUGCAUCCCCAAGUUCGUUGGCAGCGACGCCAUGGUUUGUGUCUGCAAUGCAACUUACUGUGACACCGUGGACCCCGUCUGCCUCCUGCCCAAGGGCUACUUCCUGAAGUAUGAGACCAGCAAAGCUGGCCACCGUAUGGAGCUCACAGAAGGGACGUUCCAGCUGAACAGCACAUCUCCUGGCUUCCUGGGGCUCGAAUAUUUCUUCAAUGCCUCUGAACGCUACCAGUAUAUCAAAGGCUUUGGUGGAUCCCACACAGACGCCGCGGCGAUUAAUAUUCUGAGUUUGUCUGUGGCUGCCCAAAACCAGCUGUUGAGGUGCUACUUCGCUGACACUGGAAUUGAGUACAACCUUCUGCGCAUGCCCAUUGGUAGCUGCGAUUUCUCCACACGCCCCUAUGUUUAUGAUGACAUCGCAUAUGAUUUUGACCUGAAGUAUUUCAGCCUAGCAGAGGAGGAUAUCAAGUUCAGAAUCCCUGUCCUCCACCGCAUCCUGGCCAUAGCCGAGCGGCCCAUCUCCAUAGUUGCCAGCCCUUGGACUGCACCUGCCUGGCUGAAGAGCAAUGACCAGAUAAAGGGGAAAGGACGGUUGAAAGGGAAAGCAGGAGACCCGUUCCACAAGACCUGGGCCAACUACUUCAUCAGGUUCCUAGACGAAUAUGCCUACUACAACGUCACAUUCUGGGCCGUUACGGCUCAGAACGAGCCGGCAUGCUCCUUGUUUGCCAUGAAAGAUUUCCCCACCAUCAACUACUCACCCGAGGAGCAGCGUGACUUCGUCAUGCUGGAUCUGGGCCCCGCGCUGGCCUCCAGCAACCACAAAGAUGUCCUUCUCAUCAUCCAUGACGACUUGCGGAGCAACCUGCCCAAAUGGGCCAAAGUGGUCCUUGGGAACAGCAGUGCAGCCAAGUACGUGUCUGGCAUUGGAGUCCACUGGUACCUGGAUAAAGUGUUCCCUGCUGAAUGCACCCUGGGGGCCACCCAUCGCCUCUUCCCAGAUUAUUUCCUGCUCUACACAGAGGCUUGUAAUGGCUACGAGACGUGGGCCGCUAAAGUGGACCUGGGCAGCUGGGGCAGAGGCGUUCGCUACAGCAAAAAUAUCAUCGAUACCCUUCAAAAUUUUGUCGUUGGUUGGAUCGACUGGAACCUGGCUCUGGAUAUGAAGGGAGGCCCUAACUGGGUCAAGAAUUUCGUGGACAGCCCCAUCAUUGUGGAUGCCACAAAAGAUGAGUUCUACAAGCAGCCGAUGUUCUACCACCUGGCUCAUUUCAGCAAGUUCAUCCCCGAGGGCUCCGUUCGAGUAGGACUGACCAGCAACAGCUGGUUGGGUUGCAGGCUGCAUACGGUGGGCUUCCUGAGACCGGAUGGGGCUGCCGUGGUGGUCGCGCUGAACAACUGCUUCUAUGACGUGCCGUUCAGCAUCACAGAUGGCCCGGUGGGCGUCCUCGAGGAUGUCGCUCGUUCGUACAGCAUCCAGACCUACCUGUGGAAGCGUGCGUGACCCUGAAAGGUGCUCCAGGUGCUGUGGUAGACGGAAGUCCCCCCUGGGGGAAUCGUGUCCGUGCGGAGAAGGCCGUCGGGAGGGGCGGAGACAGCUCCUUCGCCCCAUCUCUUCCAAGACUUGGGAUGGGUCCCCCUUGCUAUGACCAAGAAGGAGCGUCGCUGCAGACUGGAGACUCUCGUGCCAGAACCACCGGGGUGCAGCCGAAAGGCGCCCCACAGGCACCGGCCAAUGCCCCUUCGUCCCCUGUAACCCGCCUUAAUUUAUCAUACAUUAAAAAUGAAUUG